AUGGCCUCCAGAGCUAUUUUCAAGUUUCUGCUGCUGCCGUUACUGCUACUCAUUCCAGGAGGUCAUUGUGACGUGACAUUUCAUUUUACGAACCAGUGUCCCUAUACCAUAUGGCGCGCCGCUAGCACCGACAUGCUGGAUGCGGAGCCAGAACUUCCACCAGACGUCCACACAACUUACAGUAUGGACGAUCGCUGGAGCGGCUCCAUUUGGGCUCGAACCCAAUGCUCCAACAAUGCGUCCUUCUACUUCUCAUGCCAAAGCGGAGAUUGCGGCUCUGGUAAACUUGUCUGUGUGAGUCCGCAACCCGCUUACCCAGUAACUCUCAUCAACCUGGACAUCAACAACCCGGUUGUUUCCUACGAAGUGAGCCUAGUCCACGGGCAGAACAUGCGGGUCCGGGUCCAACCCAACGGAGGGAUGCUGGUGGACGGAUCCGGGCCGUGCCCCGUGGUGGACUGUGCUAGAGAUCUUAAGGACGUGUGCCCUUCAUUUUUAGUGGCGGCGAAUAAGGAUGGUCGAUAUGUGGGUUGUUACAGUGCGUGCGAUGCGUUGAAGGAAGCCAAAUAUUGCUGCGGCGAUAGUGGCUGCCAGCCUGACGAGUUCUCUAAGAGGAACAAGGAAUUGUGCAAUAUGGCCCACACCUAUCCCGGGGAUCAUAACCCUCCCAAGUAUCAAUGUAAAGGGGCUGAAAGCUAUGACAUCACUUUCUGUCCUGUUUAGUCUAAAACAUAUGGGCGCUUUCUCUUUGCCCUAUGGGCAUUCUCGUGGACUCGUGGUAAUUAAAGCCCUUAAAUCUUGAGUCUUGAGAAUUGACUUCUGUGCACCCUGCGAAUAA
This is a messenger RNA of Prosopis cineraria, 838 nucleotides long. Its product is annotated as thaumatin-like protein 1. The transcript is spliced from 2 exons. Gene Ontology annotation, cellular component: extracellular region. The record is from RefSeq and is a predicted model, not a curated record. NCBI's taxonomy places the organism in Eukaryota, Viridiplantae, Streptophyta, Magnoliopsida, Fabales, Fabaceae. Gene Ontology annotation, biological process: defense response. Bases 1 to 723 code for a protein of 240 amino acids.